AUGGUUGGGGGUGAGGGGACAUCAGCCGCAGUGGAGGAGCUGGUGAAGGGGUCGGGGCAGGUGGCCGAGUUCGCCGAGCAGUUCCGCGCUUACUCAGAGAGCGAGAAGCACUGGCAGGCCCGCAUGGAGUUCAUCCUGCGCCACCUGCCACAUUACCGGCAUCGGCCCGACGGCGGCAGCCGCCUGGACCAGCCGCUGGCGCUGUCCAUGGUGUGGGGCCACCCCCUCUUCCUGGGCUGCGGUUACAACAAGGAACUUUUAGACAAGGUAAUAGAGAUGGCUGAUGGAUCAAAGUAG
Molecule: messenger RNA, 297 nt
Organism: Trichosurus vulpecula (common brushtail)
Lineage: Eukaryota; Metazoa; Chordata; Mammalia; Diprotodontia; Phalangeridae
Gene: XTBD1
Product: CDKN2A interacting protein N-terminal like
Exons: 2
Coding region: 1-297 (98 amino acids)
Source: RefSeq, a predicted model, not a curated record